GCGUAUACCCGAGCGAACGAAAUACGAGUAGGGAUGGCGGGCAGCGGGCAUGCACAGCUAGCCAAGCGGGCAGGGGAUAACUUGGACACAACAUGAGUCAAAAAGAGAGUUGGGCUUUUCUCUACAUCGUGCUCACUGUCUGGAGGUGGCGGGCAACAGAGGCAGACAAAGGAAAGACAAUAAACCUUGUCUCCAGAGGGGUUGAACCUCCGCUACUCUGCGUAUCCGUGCACGCUUGCCAGGGUCAAUUGUCGGCCCAUUCUCACGCGGCGCAUGCUGUUACUCGUCUCAGCCGCACGCUAAAGGCGAUAGCGCAAGCGGUGGUUGUACAGAAUUGAUAGCGACUUGGGCCCGCCGAGUCACCCAAUCUAUCAGUGCACCAGAUUUUAAGUUAAAUCAAAGAAACGGCCCU
Molecule: messenger RNA, 412 nt
Organism: Cantharellus anzutake
Lineage: Eukaryota; Fungi; Basidiomycota; Agaricomycetes; Cantharellales; Hydnaceae
Exons: 2
Coding region: 93-338 (81 amino acids)
Source: RefSeq, a predicted model, not a curated record